This is a messenger RNA of Trichoderma citrinoviride, 855 nucleotides long. RefSeq lists its product as hypothetical. The coding region runs from base 1 to 855 and encodes 284 amino acids. The record is from RefSeq and is a predicted model, not a curated record. NCBI's taxonomy places the organism in Eukaryota, Fungi, Ascomycota, Sordariomycetes, Hypocreales, Hypocreaceae. The transcript has 3 exons.
AUGGGCUCUCGACCUCCCUCUCAGACCAACGAGGCCGAUGCUUCUGCUUCCGCUUCCUCGGUGGCAUUGCCAAAGCGGACGCUGUCGAAGGCUGAACUGCAGCGCCGUCGGUCGACAGACACUCGGAUUAAUGACAUUCUUGAGACGGGUUUACAACGGGCAGAAACCAUGGAUCCCGCGUCCUUGAGCCUCCUCCAGAAGAGCUCCUCCCACAACCGCUCCGCCGACGAUGGAGCCUCCGGAACGCAGGGCUACCAGACGAUACACAACGGCGACACCGGCGAUGCGCCCCGGCCCAGGAGAGUCUCGUACAACGAUACGGCAACGGCAAGGAGAGUUGAGAGCCAUCCACGGAGCGAGAACCAGUCCCUGCGGCGGCGAAACGGAGCCUCGGGCUCGGGGGAUACAGAGGCGCCCUCAAAGCCAAAGUCAAAAGCGUCAUGGGCGAAACAGACCUUUCGCAAGUUUCACAGUCUCGAGCUGGAGAACAAGGGGAGCGUGGCCAGAGAUCACCUGGCCCUCGAGCGCACAUUUCUCGCAUGGCUACGAACAUCUCUCGCCUUUGCGUCCAUUGGCGUCGCCGUGACGCAGCUGUUCCGCCUCCAAACCAGCGGCUCGGCCUCCACCACCGAAUUCGACCACACGAAGCUACAGAAGAUGGGGCGGCCAUUGGGUGCGACAUUCCUCGGCAUCAGCAUCGUGACUUUGCUCCUCGGCUGCAGGAGAUAUUUUCACGCCCAGGAAUGGAUUCUUCAGGGCAAGUUUCCGGCCAGCCGAGGGACCAUCAUCAUCAUGUCAUUGGUGGCGUUGGCGCUCAUGAUCUUGUCCUUGGUGGUGGUUAUUGUUAUACGGUAG